AUGGGCGCCGUCGUCUCUUGCAUCCAAUCGGUCUUCCGCACCAUCGGAAACUGCCUGACCUCCGUCAUCUCUGGCAUUGGCGGUAUCCUCCACGCCAUCAUCGGUGGCAUUGUCUCCUUCUGCAACAUCAUCAUCAGCUUCCUGACCUGUGGCUACUGCGGUCGUCGCGGCGGAGGCGGACGUCGCUCCCGUCACACCACCACGACUAGAAGUCGAGUCUGA
Molecule: messenger RNA, 222 nt
Organism: Colletotrichum siamense
Lineage: Eukaryota; Fungi; Ascomycota; Sordariomycetes; Glomerellales; Glomerellaceae
Exons: 2
Coding region: 1-222 (73 amino acids)
Source: RefSeq, a predicted model, not a curated record